Molecule: messenger RNA, 1683 nt
Organism: Lachnellula hyalina
Lineage: Eukaryota; Fungi; Ascomycota; Leotiomycetes; Helotiales; Lachnaceae
Exons: 1
Coding region: 1-1683 (560 amino acids)
Biological process (GO): carbohydrate metabolic process
Source: RefSeq, a predicted model, not a curated record
AUGCGCACCGAUAGAAUAUAUCACCUUCCUCUUCUUCUUCUGUGUACAUUACCGCCGGCAAUUGCAGUACCUGAGCAGCAUGUUCUCCAAGCCUCGGAUCCGUUGCCUCUCGAACAUGGUCAGAACCCUCUCCCCGACGAGCGGGACGUCUCGGGCUCGCGGGGCACUCUCCCCGCAUUCCUCGAUGCGCUGGACGUAUUACAAGCCGAGUACUUUCAAGAAUGGCAAGGCUUUUGGCCCGAUGGAAUCGAUUGGACCUCUGCGGUAAUAGGGACAUAUGUAUCUGCCUCCCUGAAUACCAUUUCGACGUCCUUCUCCUCGCUCUCAUCCUCCCCGAAAUUCAACGAGAAUCUGAUCAACAGAUACUUCUCCCAAUUGGUCGCCUAUUAUUUUGGCCAAGAUGCCUUCGCGCUGCGACAAGAAGCAUACGAUGAUAUUCUCUGGGUUGUGUUGGGCUGGCUGGAAACCAUAAAGUUCAUCAACAAGCAUUCAGAGAUGCAUUACACAAAUGGUUAUUGGUAUGGCAGACAGUGGAUCCCAGCAUUCGCCCAUCGAGCGCGCGUAUUCUGGGAUUUGGCAUCGCAAGGCUGGAACACAUCUCUCUGCGGCGGAGGCAUGAUUUGGUCACCAUGGCUCGUACCCUAUAAGAACGCCAUCACCAACGAAUUAUUCAUAUCAGCUUCCAUAUCCAUGUAUCUCUACUUCCCCGGCGAUGACAAUCCCUCUCCAUUCAUGUCUUACCAAUAUCUCUCCGACAACAAGACAACCGCAGACUGGCCCGGCAGACCAAGGGACCCAAAAUACCUUGCCGCGGCAAUCGAAGCAUACAAAUGGCUAAACACGAGCAACAUGACCGAUUCAUCGGGCCUCUAUGUUGACGGUUACCACAUUUCGGGCUGGGCUCGAAACAACUCAAACAAUACCCGCUGCGAUGAGCGCAACGAGAUGGUAUUCACAUACAACCAAGGUGUGCUCUUGUCCGGCCAACGAGGUCUCUACGAAGCCACAGGCGCAAGGUCCUACCUCCAAGAUGGUCAUGCACUCACUCAAAGCACUAUAGCGGCAACCGGUUGGGAUCUGGAGGCCCAAUCUCAUUCAAAUAACACAUUAGGUAAAUGGAGCGGACUGGGCAGGGUAGGAAUCAUGGAGGAUACUUGUGAUGCGUCAGGGACGUGCUCACAGGACGGGCAAACGUUCAAGGGAAUAUUCUUCCACCACCUUACACUGUUCUGUGCGCGGUUGCCAGAUCACCUUGUCCUUCCCGACGAUCAGGCGGCUAUGCACACUCAAGGGGCACUAGCCGAAAUCAAGAAAUGGCAUGAUGCUCAAUGUGCUACAUAUGGGCCUUGGAUCCAACAUAACGCCAACGCAGCGCUUACGACCCGUAACCGCGAAGGGAAGUUUGGGAUGUGGUGGGGUGAGAAGGAACAUGCGCCCGAUGACGAUACUGUUAUCGAAAUACCAGUUGGCGCAGUGGAUUAUAGGAAUCUGGAUAUGCCAGAACCAUGGAAAAAAAACACUAGUGUCAAAACUCACGAGCAUGAACACACUAGGAAAGACAGUGAUGUUGGAAUCAACGGAGACAGAAACGACCGCAAUAGAGGCCGCACAGUCGAAACGCAAGGAGGUGGGAUUGCCGUUCUCAGAGCAAUGUGGGAGAUUGUAGAUUCUAGACACGCAUAA